ACGGGGCGGGCCGCCGCGGCGGUGGCGCCUCCCGUCACGGGCCUGUCCGGCAGCCGCGGUCAUGGCGAGCUGCGUGCGGCUGGGCGCCGGCAGGCUGCCCGCCGUGGGGCUGGGGACGUGGAAGUCCCCGCCAGGGAAGGUGGCAGCCGCGGUGAUGGCCGCUAUCGACGCUGGGUACCGGCACUUCGACUGCGCCUACGUGUACCAGAACGAGAACGAAGUUGGGGACGGGAUCCAGAAGAAGAUCAAGGAAGGGGCUGUGAAGCGAGAGGAGCUCUUUGUGGUCAGUAAGCUGUGGUGCACGUUUUUUGAAAAACCUCUGGUGAAGGGAGCCUGCCAGAAGACUCUUGCCGACCUGAAACUGGAUUACCUGGAUCUCUACCUCAUGCAUUGGCCUUUUGGGUUGAAGGCAGGAGAGGAGCUGUUUCCUACAGAUGACAAAGGCAUGUCUAUACCCAGCAAUGCUGAUAUUCUACAUACGUGGGAGGCCAUGGAAGAGCUGGUGGAUGCUGGCCUGGUAAAAGCCAUUGGCAUCUCCAACUUUAACCGUGAGCAAACUGAAAGAAUCUUGAACAAACCAGGACUGAAAUACAAGCCUGCAAACAACCAGAUUGAGAGUCACCCAUACCUUUCCCAGGAGAAGCUUAUCAACUAUUGCCAGUCCAAGGGGAUCACUGUGACAGCAUACUGUCCCCUUGGGCGCCCUGACAGGGCCACACCAGAUGAGCCUCCCGUUCUGGAUGACCCCAAGAUUAAAGAGAUUGCAGCCAAGCACAACAAAACUCCAGCACAGGUUCUUCUUCGCUUCCAGAUCCAGAGAAAUGUGGUUGUGAUUCCCAAGUCUGUCACCCCCCAGCGCAUUGUGGAGAACUUCAAGGUGUUUGACUUUGAAUUGACUAAAGAGGAGAUGGCAACCAUUCUCAGCUUAAACAGAAACUGGAGAAUAUGUGAAAUGGUCAUGUGCAAAAAUCACAAGGAAUACCCCUUCCAUGCUGAAUACUGAAGAUAGCUUUAUCCUGUCCUCCUGCAGGUGUCUGGGGCCGAACAAGCUUCUACCGCUGCCUGGAGUGGUCCACCACGUAGCUUACACACUGCAUCUGUCCUGUCAGCAAAGACAGUAUAUAUAUUCAGUGACUGUUUGGGAUUUUCUUCUUUGGUAGAAGAAAAUAGUAAAAUUGUUCUAAAGAACAAACUAUGGGCUAUAAUAACUGGCUGUGAUAAUUCACUACUCAUUAGAUAAGUGUGUUUACCUGGCUGAAGUAGCAAAGCAGAAAACAUUAAGAAUGAACUAGCAGUUGAUUUUUUUUUUUUUUUAAUCCUGUCUAGUAUCAACACUGCUUAACCCUGUAGGGUAGGGAUAUGUGAGCACAGAAGAAAGAUCUGUCCUGAAAGAAUGAACUACAUAAUCAUUGCCUGAAGAUGAGAGUGAUUAACUUCACUUGCAGAGCACAGCCCAAAGCUCUUUGAAAAGAAGAAUAAAUAGGAAAAAUGUCUGGACCUACAGAUGCAUACCAGUUUAUACUGGCUGUAUUGUAGUCACAUCCUUUGCAGGCCAAAACUGAACAUUGAUUGGAUUUGUAUACUAUCCAAAAUUAAAAUAAAAAAAAAAAAAAAAGAUGAGAGAUUACUGAUGAUUUGGGAGCUCUUGUCUAACAUGAAAAAUUGAUUGAUUUUUCUUACGCAAGGGCAUUGGUUUGCCAUAUGAAACAAUUAUCCAUUUUAAACUAUGUCAUUGGAGCAUCAGGAUCUUACCUUGAUCAAGAUUUGAAUACCUCAGUAUAAUAAGCUUUGGUUGACAGAACAAUGCGGACAGGAUCAGUAGAGUAUGAAGUGCCUUAGUAUGGGCUGUAUAGCAAGAAGCAUGGGGAGACCAAAACCUGGAAGGCUGUGUGGAGGUGCUGCUGCAGACUGAUUUGUUGGGUAGCCUGUGCUGAUAUAACAAGAGUAACAGGGAGGGAGGGAGAAGAGAGAAACAGAGGAGGCAGCAUUAUGCUGAUGUCUAACACUGCACAGAGGUAGAGGUUUCAAGGUGGAAUGAAGUGUUGGUAGCGAGCAGCUGCUCAGAGCCUGAUGCACUCCACUGAAGUAUCACGUUCCUCCAGGCUACAUUGGCAUGGUAACAGACAGACCUCAUUUAACUGUAACUCACUUAUGCACAGGAGUAAGGGUUUCCUUGAAAAAGCCUGUCCCUCAUGGUGGCAGAUGAAGGAAAGGAGGACAUCUCAGUGCUAGGAGAGCUAGCAGGUGUUUCAACAGCAUGGCACUCUAGGGGUCUGUGGCUGUAGCAUGCCUUGGUCUGGUGGACACAGGGCAACUGCAGGACCACUGCUGCACUCCAGUCCCAGAUCCUGGUGUACAAUGUCACAAAAGCUUAUGAAGUUUGAGUAGUGCAGUGGUCUGGAAACUUCCUAGCUGGUUGAAACUCAUAAAGAACAAGGUGAUUAAAAAAAA
Messenger RNA from Oxyura jamaicensis (ruddy duck), 2451 nucleotides. RefSeq names its product aldo-keto reductase family 1 member B1-like. The record is from RefSeq and is a predicted model, not a curated record. Gene Ontology annotation, cellular component: cytosol. NCBI's taxonomy places the organism in Eukaryota, Metazoa, Chordata, Aves, Anseriformes, Anatidae. The coding region runs from base 62 to 1003 and encodes 313 amino acids. The transcript has 10 exons. Gene Ontology annotation, molecular function: aldose reductase (NADPH) activity.